Molecule: messenger RNA, 726 nt
Organism: Knipowitschia caucasica
Lineage: Eukaryota; Metazoa; Chordata; Actinopteri; Gobiiformes; Gobiidae
Source: the annotation of a GenBank genome assembly
AUGAGCCAGACACUAACAAUCUGUCACCACAACUGCACCCCAUCUAUCAGGCACCCACCCAGCCACGGCCCUCACCCACCCAGGGCCCUCACCCACUCAAGGCCCUCACCCACUCAAGGCCCUCACCCACCCAGGGCCCUCAUCCACCCACGGCCCUCAUCCACCCACGGCCCUCACCCACCCAGGGCCCUCAUCCACCCACGGCCCUCACCCACUCACGGCCCUCACCCACCCACGGCCCUCACCCACUCAAGGCCCUCACCCACCCACGGCCCUCACCCACUCACGGCCCUCACCCACCCACGGCCCUCACCCACCCACGGCCCUCACCCACCCACGGCCCUCACCCACUCACGGGCCUCACCCACUCACGGGCCUCACCCACUCACGGGCCUCACCCACUCACGGGCCUCACCCACUCACGGGCCUCACCCAUCCAACCAGGCUCUCACCCAUUUGUCUCUCGCACCCCACAGAGCUGGGUCUCGGACUGAACCAGCCUCGGACUCAGUGUUGCCAACUCCUCAAGGCGUGUCCUUGUGCAGGGCUGCGGUGCUGCGGCGCUCUCUAAGUUAUUGUCCAAUAAAAGGCUUUGGCGCCACGAGAGAGGAGCAUGUCACCGCGGCUGUCUGCCCCAGUCUGCAGUCACCGUCUGCCCCAGGCCACAGCUCACCCAUCACCACCCAAAACCCUGGCCCUGAACCUGACCCGGACCCGGACCUCUGA